Messenger RNA from Trypanosoma brucei brucei TREU927, 114 nucleotides. RefSeq lists its product as hypothetical. The coding region runs from base 1 to 114 and encodes 37 amino acids. Lineage: Eukaryota; Euglenozoa; Kinetoplastea; Trypanosomatida; Trypanosomatidae. The transcript has a single exon. The record is from RefSeq and is a predicted model, not a curated record.
AUGCUCUCAGAACAAAAGGGGGGAGGCGUCAAGCUCACAAACGGAAAACCGCUGGCACCGUUCCCUCAAAGUCGCAGUGUAACUGACAGCGCCCACCCAUCACUGUCCCCCUAA